CUCCAGUCCAACUUCAACGCCUCCUUGCUCUUCUCCACGCUCCCUUUAUUAUCUGUUAUUCUUUUCUUUAUUGAUCUUAUCCUCCUCCCUAGGUCCCUUCUUAGGGAAGCUAUGUCUUUGAGCUGCUUGAUGUCCCGGUGACACUAGUUAGCUGCGUACAGAAUACAACAACACAGGCAGUUGGCAUCUACUUUACGCCUUGCACGCCGACUACGUCCGGUUCUGUCAUUCCUUGAUUGCUCUACUAUUUGUCUUUGCAUUCAUUCAACGCUAUCGCCCUUGUUUUCCUUUCCAGCCUUCAGGGAAAAUGUUAUUCCCUGGCUUCCUCUCGUCUCUCUGGUUCGCCAGUCUAGCAAUUCUCCAGGUCGUCUGCGCUUAUGACGGCGAUUCGAAUGUAAAAAGCAUUUUGCUUCGAACCCACAGUCUCUCUCCGCCUUAUUUGGAUUCCGACUUUCAAAGUCGCUGGUUCGAUUUCGGUGGACAUACGAUAGUACGGGCGGACAAAUACAUUCGCCUUACUGCCGAUCGACAGUCGCAGCGGGGAUGGAUCUUCUCUCGUGUACCUCUUACGGCGACAAAUUGGGAAAUUGAACUUGAAUUUAAGAUCCACGGAUCUGGCAAUCUACACGGGGAUGGAUUCGCCUUGUGGCUCACAAAGCAGCGUGCUACUCAGGGCCCCGUUUUUGGCUCCACGGACAACUUUGAGGGCCUCGGCAUCUUCUUUGAUACUUACAAGAAUAACCGACCUGGAGUGGCCUUUCCCUACGUAAUGGCCAUGAUGGGUGAUGGCCAAACUAGCUACGACAAGGAUCAUGAUGGAAAGGCGAACGAGCUGGCUGGUUGUUCCGCGCGUGGUCUCCGUCAUGCCUCUGUUCCCACUAAAGCCCGCCUGACCUACUUCCAAGACAAGUCUUUGACACUUGACUUGCAGUACAAGGCUGAGGACUCAUGGAUCAACUGUUUCACUCUGACGGCUCCAGAGACCAACAUAGCAAUCCCCUCCGUCGCGUAUCUGGGUCUCUCCGCAGAAACUGGUGAACUGAGUGAUAACCACGACAUAAUCUCCCUCAAGACCCAGAACCUGUACAGCGUUGGUGGAGGUGACGCUGGUAGGCGCCCACAAACAACUGGGUCUGGUAACCGCAGACAGCCUGCACGUCAGAAGGAAAAGGAGAGUGGUGGCUGGGCUUGGUUCCUGUUCAAGACGAUCUUCUUCUUUGCCGCUGUUUAUGGGGGUUAUAUCGGGUGGAAGACCUACAAGGCCAAGCAAAGAUAUUCGAGAUUCUGAGUGGGUUCAAGUAAAAAGCAGAUUCUCUCCUUAUAUUAAGUGCAUGUCCACUUCCUGUCCUUUUGUUGCAGUUUUCCAAGCAUGUACUACAUUGUGUCUCAUCUGCCUUAUUUCUGAAACAUGUGGAACAGUUAUCAAACAACUUCUUAGGAGCUAGUAGCAAUGACGACUUAUGAUAUGAAAUGGGCAGUUGAAUAUGUGAU
Messenger RNA from Monascus purpureus, 1491 nucleotides. The record is from the annotation of a GenBank genome assembly. NCBI's taxonomy places the organism in Eukaryota, Fungi, Ascomycota, Eurotiomycetes, Eurotiales, Aspergillaceae.